AUGAGCUCCCUGGAGAUUGCAGACUUUUCGGUGGUAGCCGGAGCAGAAGGCUGGCUGGGUGAGGCAGUGAGGAUCUUUCGGCAGACAGGAUUCUGCAUCAUUCUCAAUGCCUUGAGCGAUGAGCGGGCAUCUGAGGUGCUGAAAGCCUGCCAGGAGGCAGAGCGCAAGAUCUUGGAGUUAGAUCCAGAAAGAAUGGGGUGGUGCCACGAUCCUGGCCACUAUAGCUUUUGCGCUGCCAGCCAGUCUGGCCACAUGUUGCAUCACGAAGCAUGGUCACUGCUGCUAGCAUGCGAAACCACCUUCAGCGCACUGCAUGCGAUCUUGCCGGACGGGUUUGCGUUUUGCGGCGGCGGAGGCGAUUUUGUGCUUGCAGGGACGGAGAAGUACCAGACCCUGCACGCGGACUUGGGACCUGGACAGGUUCCGCCAGAGUAUCGUGUUGAUGAGGCUCCUCCCCAGAUCGCCGUAAAUUUCAUUGUGCAGACGAUGACCGAAAAGAACGGACCCAUGAGAGUUAUACCAGGCAGGAAGGUUAUUCACGGACAGCAAGACAUUCCGCCGAAGUUUCGACAAGAGCCAGACCGGUACCUACAAUCGAAGCUUUUUCCUCUGCCGAAGGGAGCAGCCAUCCUCCGUGACCUGAGACUUUGGCAUGGGGGCACUCCAAACUCAAGCGAAGAGACGUGUUUCUUGCCAAGUGUGGAGGUGUUCUCUGCCAAGUAUGCGUCCUUCAUCUUCGAGAAGUCUGAAGAAAAGGGUUGGCAUUGGAACCUUCCGUCGAAGACUCGCCGAUGUCUCCCGGACUCCCUCUUCCUUCAACUUCCGCCGGCGGUCCGGGAGCGCUGCCAGGAGAUCCGGGCAGCGAGCCCGGUCCCCACCGGCUUCCGAGACUUCUCCCGGCCCUGGCUCGACAAGAAGGGCUCCUCAUGGGAAGCUCCGAAGGAGGACUUCCGCUAUCGCCUACAGAAGCGGACGAAGGACUUGAGGGGGUCUGCUUCGAGUUCGAGCAUGUCCGCCAAUGUGGAACUUCUUGGACGUGGGGACACAUUGAGUCGGAUUGACUUUGCGACUCUACGUGCUGCCGUCGCAGACGUGGCUUCCGUCGUUGCAAAGAGUGCGCGGGUCACGCUUGCUCUUGUGCUUCUCUAUCGAGCGGUGCAACUCUGGGGAGCGCUUCUGGCAGUCUUCGACCGUCUCGUAGCAGGCACAGGUCGCACUCUGAGGUCAUGUCGCUACGGCUGCGGUCGCGGUCCAGAGAUAGAGAAAGACUACGGCGGAGGUCUAACUCCCGAUCCAGGAGGCGGUGGAGGCGGCGGUGGCAGUGGAUUCGAUGUGAAGGUCAUGCCAGAGGAUCUCGAGCGAGUGCAGGCGCUAGCCAGGCAGUACAACCAGAACAAGUCGGUUGCGCAGGCCGUGGCGUUGCAUAUGGAGCAAACGAAGAACCAGCAGCCAGCGAAUCCAGAGGUAGAGGCUUUCUUGGCACAGUAUCCUCAAAUCCAGGCACAUGCUGCAGCUCGGCUACGAGCACUGCCCAAAGAGGCUCAGACAAAUGUCCUCAUUCGUGGUGGCCUGGGCAGUGCCCGUGAUCCCACGGCAAUGUUGCUGGGGAGGAUACGACAAGUCGAUCCCUUCAACACCACCUGGGUGCCUCACACACCUGGUAUGCAGCCGUUUCCGACGCAAUCACAGGUGGCAGCCCAGCAAACGAUGGUGGCGAAGAUCGCUCCCGAGCCGAAAGCGCCACAGCCGGCUGUGAAGGACCGAGACGAUGGCGAGUACGACGCCCUAACAGCUCUUGCAGAAGGAGAGCUGAUGCAGAGCGCCCGAAUGCAGAAGGCACUUACCAACUCCACGGCGAAGGCUGUGCCGAAGCCAGUUCUUUCGGAUUGGAGGAGAGCGCGGCCGCAACCUGGAGAAGAAGUGGCCGGCUCGCUUCCGGGCUCUUUGCCUCCGGUCCCCGGCCUGCCUCCGCUAGGUCCGCCGGCACAGGAGGCCUCCCAGCUUCCACCGCCACUGCUGGCUCCCAUGCCCGCCCCGCCAAAUGGUUUCUCCAGA
Messenger RNA from Symbiodinium sp. CCMP2456, 2055 nucleotides. NCBI's taxonomy places the organism in Eukaryota, Dinophyceae, Suessiales, Symbiodiniaceae. The record is from the annotation of a GenBank genome assembly.